AUGCACCGCAACCAAGCACAAGAGACGGUCUCCAAGCAGCGACGAACAUGUCAUGAGGUUCCAACAGCUUUUUGCCCAAAGAGCAUCACAGAUGCAAAACAUGUGUCAGCUGUAAAGAACUGUGUGUCCAGGAGCGACAUCGUGACGAUCCCAAACACCUGCCGUGGGUCCGUUCCUUCUACCUGUCGACCAGACGCGGCAUUGGUUGCAUCCGUUGGUGGGUCCGUUCCAAAGAUGGCCGAUGCAGUUGAGCCAUUGGCACAAGAAGUCUUUAAGCAGAGGUCUCUCGGUUGGAAUUCAGGAGGUCCCAGUGGAGAUUUGAAGCUUCGAAACAUCACCCCGGGCGUGACGCGAUGGCCCGACCUGUCGUUGUACGAACUGGCCAAGGAGAAUGAGAACAAACCGGUGGAGGCCAAGCCCGAGGCCGUGACCAGCGGCGAUACCGUGCUGGAGGGCAUGCUGAACGAUUUGCUGGCGGCACUGCGCAAGGAGCAGCCCCAGGAUCCGCUCUCCAAGGAGAAGGUCGACCAGGCGACGGCGGCGGCCGAAGCAGAGGUGAAGAAGACUGAGACCGUCCCCAGCCCCACGAGCACCACAGGUCCUCUCGUUGCAGCCGAGCCUGACCAACCGAAGGCUGGCUAUGGCGGCCCUUCAGCAGGCCUUUUGGCGGCUGUGCAACGAGCGAGCGAGAUGAUCAAAGGCGUUUCGGGGAGAGCCUGGUCCGGAGUCAUGGCUUCCCAUAGACGGCCCUAGACAUCGAUAUCUCUCGACAGCCCUCCCUUGGACUUGGAGUGCAGAGUUCCAUUUUCUUUGCAGGCACGUGGUGACCAAUGGGUGGGGUCUUUGUGUCAAUGGGUGCAUUUUUUAAGGCCGGGUUUUGUGUCGGCUGUGGUGUGCAGUGACGCCCCGAACACAGCAUGGUGACCAAUGGAUGGUACAGGCAACAAAGAAAGAAACGCUUUACAAAGCAGGUGGGUUUUGGUCAACAUCCGUCAGCCAAGGACCAGGAGUUUCCCACUCAUGUUCAGUGGCAGUGAAACAACAAAUGC
Durusdinium trenchii is the source of this 1049-nucleotide messenger RNA. NCBI's taxonomy places the organism in Eukaryota, Dinophyceae, Suessiales, Symbiodiniaceae. The record is from the annotation of a GenBank genome assembly.